Molecule: messenger RNA, 1476 nt
Organism: Funneliformis caledonium
Lineage: Eukaryota; Fungi; Glomeromycota; Glomeromycetes; Glomerales; Glomeraceae
Source: the annotation of a GenBank genome assembly
AUGAUAGAUUUAGGUCGAUUGUUUAUAAUAGGAGUAACGUUUUUAAUAAGUUUCCUAGCAUAUACGUCUCAAAUUUUUAUAUUUUGGGAUCAUUUAGGAGGAUUAAAUGUAGAUUGUUUAAAAGUACUAAUACCAUUUAAUGUUUGUGUGAUAAUGAUUUUUUGGAAUUAUUAUCUAACAUGUACUACAGAUCCUGGUAGAGUACCUAAAGGCUGGUAUCCGGAAGAGAAUCAAGAAAAUGUCGAAUUAAAGCGAACGACACGCGCUCCAAGAUAUUGUAAGACAUGCGCUGCAUUCAAGCCACCAAGAACACAUCACUGUCGUACUUGUAAAAGAUGUGUAUUAAAAAUGGAUCAUCAUUGUCCAUGGACCAACAACUGUGUGGGACAUUAUAAUUAUGGGCACUUCAUCAGAUUUGUAUUUUGGGUUGAUGUAACAUGUACAUUUCAUUUUAUAUUAAUGAUAAGAAGAACUGCAAAAAUCAUUCAAGAUAUGUCUUAUUACAGGGUUGAUAGUGAACCUACAACAACGGAAACAAUCUUUUUAAUAUUAAAUUAUAUUGCAGUUAUACCGGUAUUAUUUUCAGUUGGUAUAUUAAGCUUAUAUCAUUUUUAUUGUAUGUUAUCAAAUACCACAACAAUUGAAAGUUGGGAAAAAGAUAAAGUUUCAACAAUGGUCAGGAGAGGAAAGAUCAAGGAGAUUGUAUUUCCUUAUGAUAUAGGAAUAUAUAAAAAUAUCAAAUCAAUACUUGGGAAUAAUCCAUUAUUAUGGUGCUUACCACGAAAAAUGCAUGGAACUGGAUUAUCUUACCCUGUAACUAAAGAUGCAGAUCCAACAAUAUGGCCACCAAAAGAUCCAACUUUACCAUUAUCAAAUUCAGCGAAACCAUGGAACAAUAAUAAGGAUGGUGAUGAUAUAUUUGUUACUGAUUCAUUGUUAGACAAUGAAAUCAAGAAGAGGAGAAGAAAUACUAGAAAAAGUACUAGUAGCGAUAUAAUAAUACAACAAAAUGGAGGAGAAUUUAAAUAUUCACAGAGAAAAAUUAGGAGGGAUAGUGAAGGAUAUAUUGUUAAAGAUAUUACUUUGGAAGAAAAAGGAUAUUAUUAUGGAGAAGAAGGAGUAGAAGAUGACUUUGAUAGUGAGGGUAGUGUUACUUAUCCUAGUAGUGAUGAAUACUCUGAUGACAUUAGUGAAAGUGAAUAUGUAAGAGAAUAUGAAAAUGAUAAUGAAGUUGUUGAAAAUGUUGAUGAUCAUUCAGAAAGCAUUGGUUCUAAACGUUACAAAGAAUUAUAUCAAAAUCCAUAUGAGGAUGACGAUAAUUUACCUAUUGGAUUAAUGAUUUCUAAAAAACAAUUAGAAGCCAUGAAUGUCACAUCGGAUUUUCAAGCUCAUAACCAUAGUAAUGAGGAUGACGAUAAAGUUAUGGCAUAUACAAUUAACGAUAAUAAUGAAAUGAAUGAUAUGGAAAAGAGUUAA